AUGCAAUCCUCCUACCAACCGCACGCCGACAGGCUCAUCCCAGCCGUCAUCUCGUUUCCCACCUCCGAUUUGCCGCUGCUCAGUCCGGCCGCCGCCAACUCGGCCACUCCUCGAGCCGGAGCGCCCUCUUUCCUCACGCCCAUCCUCUACUCCACCAACCUGGUGCACAGCCUCUUCUCGACAGGCUCAACCGGCCUCCUACCCCUCCAUCACCACAUCACACCUCAAUCGCUCUGUCCGCCCCAGAAAACGCCACAACAACAGCCCCACCUCGUGAUACCCCAGCAAUACUGGCAACCGCAACCGCAACCGCAACUGCAACCACAACCACACCACCUUCAUCACUACCUCCAACAACAGCAGCAGCAGCAACAACAACAACAACAACAACAACAACAGUACCAGGCGCAACUGCAACACAUCCAUCAGAUCCAACAGAAGCAACAACAGCCUCAGCAGACUCAUGAGAAACCGGUCACAUUCUACACGCCGCCGUCAGGGGAACAGCAUGACAAAGGCGCCAAGUUGGUGGAGCUACCGUUGGGCAGUCAGGAGGGACUGGCAUUUCUCGAGACCAUUCACGAAGAAGAGGAAGAAGAAGAUGAUGAAGAUGAAGAUGAAGAAGAAGAAGAAGAUGAUGAUGAGGAGGAGGAGGAAGAAUGGCAAGUGCGGAGGAUGGAAUCAGAGGGUACCGCCCACCUGAUCGGUGAGCAAAUGGACUUCCGAGUUCGAGGCCGGCCUCAAGCGAGACAAGCAAGGCACGAGGAGAUAACUAGCCUGGCUUUUGACAAAAUCGACAGAGACGGCGGAUUUCUAUUUGUGCCCAGGUUGGGUGUGAUUUCGUCGCGGGACGAAGGCGCGAUGAGCUGCGGCUCGGGGGCACGCAUGGACUCGGACACGAUAGAGUCGACAAACUGGACUGCCGGACACGUGCGCAGAAGAGCCGAAGAGGAGACGGCAAAAACGGACUCAAACGAGGCACCGUUCAGUUUUAUCUUUCAUCAAACCGCCACUCACAACCUCUUGGCUGCCCGGUCGGCUGACGUGAAAACCGAGUCAGAUUCGCGAACUUGGCGCAGCUCAAAUGACCCGACAGCCUCGAACCAAGUGGAACAUCUUCACAUGUCACCGCCGCUGCACGCAGACCGCAGGUCAGAGUGGAUCGGAGAAUUGUGCGAUGGGCUGUCCCACCCGUCGCCAGCAUCAGUUGCCAACGCCUCCAGAGAGGACGACAUGUGUCGUCGUAGUCAUGACGCCGCGAAGAGCCGCAAACAGGCCGCCAUUUUGGCCAGCCCAAAUCUAGAAUUGGUGACUUCCAGUUCGGCCGCCUCUUCACUCGACGAAUGCAUUAAAACCUCAGACUAUCAAAGUCACGAGGGCGAAGAGGACGAGGAAGAGGAGGAGAAUGUCUACGAUGACUUGGAUCGCGAGUCUCUGUCACGGCGACACCAAAAGCGCACACACUCAAAGCAUAGCUUUGAAGGUUGCCAUGACAGCGGAAAAAUGGCUGCCUCCUCCGAGAUGACCGGUCUCUUAAUGGACCUGCCUCAGGGUGACAGAGGCUGGCGCCAAAGCGGCAGUCUGACCUGUUCUUCACUGAGUCAGUACGACCUGGAGCAGGAGGCUGAGGAGGACGAAGUGGACGAGGAGAAGAGCGAAGAGGCGAUGAAGAUGAGCACAAGAAUCUCAUGCCAACGGAGAGAUGGCUAUUUCAGGCCGUCGUGUCUUGACGCCUCAGGUGGCUGGCGGAGCGGUUGCGGACAGGGCAUAAGGAUAGAGGAUCUGGUGGAUAAGGAGCAAUCAUGCCUUUUUCGGUCACGCGAGAGUGCUUGUCGAAAGGAUACAAGGCCGACAAGAGAGGAGAGUGAGAGCAGAGGACAGUUGCACAUGUCAAUAGGGCAAGAGGGAGAAGUCGACGAGACAGGUGAAUGGUAUGAGAAAGGAGAAAAAGAAGAAGCGCAAGAAGAGGUGGGCAAUAGGGCGUCCGAGGAAUCCACUUUGUCUGAAUUGGCGCCUCCAGUCACUUCACACGAGGCAGACGAGGCAGACGAGGCAGAUGAGGGCGACACAUAUCACAAUGUCACUUUUGUGGACAGCCUUGACAGGUCGACGAGUGAUGAGUCAAAGGGCGACCGAGACAGCGACGACGAGGUGGUACAGACGCGGCUGGAGGGGCAGCAGAGAGAUUCAGCGAAAAGUCUACCAGAAGGGAAGAAGCGCAGAUGUCCAGAGAUGGACAAAAGUGAGGCAGUGAAGAGCAGACGAUUGGAGAGUGAGGCGACUUUUCAGCCAGCCGGAUGGGUCGUCUCAUCAUGUGGACGGUUGUGUGAAGAGACGACGACUCGGGCAGACAAUGCUGGCGAGUUUGGUGGUUGUUGGGUGCCGUUCAACCAUGACGCCUCCAAGACGGACACCAGACUGACUCGUCUCUUCACCGAGCCAGCCUGGGAGACUUCGUAUUUGGCGGCAAAUCGGCUGAUCAGCUGUGAGUGUGAUCGCGGCCAGUUUGAGUGGAGUGUCGAGUCUGCGACUGGCAGCGAGGCGACGCUUGAGGCAGAUGCGGUGGGGAGAGGCGCAGUUUGUUGCCAGGCGAAAGGAGAAUGUGAAGCGAGGCAAGAUGAGGCGACCGAGGGUAGAGACCUGUCGAGUGUAGAGGAGGCAGACGAGCAGGGAGACAGAGGAGAGAGGCAAAAAGCAGAUGGCCAGGGGACGAGACGGCAACCGGACAUGCCCAGUCCGAGCCGAGCGACUGGCCGAAGAGAAAGAGGCCAUGAAGACGAGCCUGAGGUGGUUGGCCGACUGGCCUGGGGGCAGACGAAUAGCGGGCCAAAGGGCGAGUCGACCAAUCACAGGCCCGGGCCGUCGUCUGCCCGACCGGUACAUCGUCCCAGACCGGACGGUCCGAGUCGGCCUGACUCCGAGUUGGUUCCACCUUGGCCCGAUUCGACAGCGGCUUCGUGCAUUUGCAAGUUCGAGUCGCUUCACUCGUCACCUCGUCGUCCCAUCACUCUCGGCCAACUUGGAGCAUCCUCCCGCUGCACCGCGUUCAAUCAGUCGACAGAGCCCCGGUUCGAGUCCUGUCAGCACAGCUCGCUGCUGUCCAGUCUGCCGACAGACGACCAGACCAGCCUUGCCAACGGCUCCUCGUCUACCCUCGUCCAACUGCUGGCCGGCUAUGCUGCCAGUCCGAGCCGGGCCGAGGGUCUGUUGCCACCCCAACCCAGACCCCAACCCGUUGUUGCCGUGGCGACUGUAAAUUCUUCUGUCAGGCCACUCAGCGCUUCGGCAAAUCUCGCCUUAACUCGGCCAACCUUUGGUUGGGCUUCGGCCCAGACACGCGAGUUUGACCAGUUACCAGGGCCGGAGAGUAAGCUCAUCACUAUGCCGCCCAAUUGCCCAGGCACUCGGACAGGCGUGGAAGAAGAUGAGUUUGGGCCAACAUGGCGUCUGGUCAACUCGACUGAACCAAGAGACCAAGGCCCCUCGGCCAAGCAAUGUUGUCAGACAUCACGGCCCAUAGUCAUGGCAACUACAGACCGGUGCAAUCAUAGAGCCGGCGGGAUCCAAUGCGAUCCACAUGCAAGUGAGUCGAUGGUAGGAGACCGGACAUGGAAGAAAGAGACGUUGGAGCUGCAGGAAUCGGGCCAGUCGGACGGUCAAGCCGGUGCUUCAGGCCAAUUCUGUGCAAAAUCGCCGAAUGCCAAACGGGCAAGAGAGAAUGAGGCUGGCGCACUUGUCGCGACGGGGCAGAUGGGCGGAGAGGAGAGCGAUGCCUCCAGAGCCUCCCCGCCGCCCACGCCCCCUCCGCGGGCUCGAGCUACACGUUCGACAGAGACGAUGGCGGUUCACGCGGCCGACAGGGGCUACAGCUCGGCCAGCAUUUGGGGCCGAGAGAGGAUGAGCCGGAACGCGGACUCGGACCAAGACUUUGGAUCUACCCGCGGGCUGGGUCUGAGGCCAAGAGACGGCGGAUUUCGGGAACUUCUUCUCGGCGAUGCCGAGGCGAUGGAGCCGGAUUGGCUCAUCUCCUCGACUCCCUCCCCCGAGGAGACCGAGUCCGUGAUGGGCCGUAACGACACGAAGACGCCGUCGAGACGACGAAAGCGCUGCAACCAGCCUCAUUUACUGGCCGGCCCCAUCGUCGCGCGUCUGCCCGCUCCGCUUCGGCUAGCGCCGCCGGUACCGGUA
Molecule: messenger RNA, 4188 nt
Organism: Protopolystoma xenopodis
Lineage: Eukaryota; Metazoa; Platyhelminthes; Monogenea; Polystomatidea; Polystomatidae
Source: the annotation of a GenBank genome assembly